Messenger RNA from Vespa crabro (European hornet), 1884 nucleotides. RefSeq names its product ubiquitin-conjugating enzyme E2Q-like protein CG4502. The record is from RefSeq and is a predicted model, not a curated record. Lineage: Eukaryota; Metazoa; Arthropoda; Insecta; Hymenoptera; Vespidae. The transcript is spliced from 4 exons. The coding region runs from base 307 to 1092 and encodes 261 amino acids.
CUACUCUCCAUUUCUUUUGUAUAGGGAGAAUAAAGUGAGCGAGUGAGUGAUUCUGAAACCUUACAAAGAAGAGAUUCACGUUGUUACGAAUUUGACCGGCGGCGAAUCGUAGAAAAAAUGGAUCAUGAAUGACGAAGAUAUGCGACUCGUUACGCAUUAUGUUAAACGAAGAUAAUAUUAUUGAAAAAGAUUUAUUGUAGGACCGUUAUUGGAUAAGAUAUCCUUUUGAAUCGACGAUAUCAAAGACGGCAGGGACGAACGAUUCGAAAAAGAAACAUUUUUAUAUCAAUCGUGACAGUUCAAGUCAUGUCUACGAGAUCGAAGGAGAAAGUAGUUGCUGCCUUUCGGAAAUUAUUCCGAUCAUCGGAGAAGCUUGCUGAACAAGAAGGUGGAAGUGAUAGCUCGACAAAUUCGCCUUCCAGACGAUUACUUAAUCGUCAUCAUCAUCGGCCUGAUGCGGUCACGCCGUCUGAUGGUUCCAUGCCUGAAAAUCCAGGCAGCAGUCAUACCGCACAUGGUAGUUGCUUUUUCAAAACAAAGAAGUCUUCCAGUACUUCCUCUCAGGGUAACAUCCCAGAGAAAGUUAGAUUACGUCGUUUGAUGAAAGAACUCAGUGAGAUUCAAAGAACUCAACAUCGCCGAGAUGCAACUUUUACCGCCGAGCUCAUCAAUGACAAUCUAUUUGAGUGGCAUGUGAGACUUCACAAAAUCGACCCAGAAAGCGAGCUAGCUGCUGACAUGCGGGAACUCGAGAUACCCUAUAUACUUCUUCACGUAGUCUUUCCAGAAAAUUUUCCUUUCGCGCCACCUUUCAUGAGAGUAAUCUCGCCGAGAAUUGAAAAAGGUUUUGUCAUGGAAGGUGGGGCUAUUUGUAUGGAACUUUUAACACCUAGAGGAUGGGCCAGUGCAUACACUAUCGAAGCUGUUAUCACGCAGUUUGCUGCCAGUAUCGUUAAGGGACAGGGACGCGUUGCUAGAAAACCAAAGACCAAUAAAGAAUUCAAUCGGCGAUCCGCUGAAGAAUCUUUUCGAAAUCUCGUUAAAACUCACGAGAAAUAUGGUUGGGUUACGCCUCCACUUGCAGAAGGCUGAUUUUAAUGAUCUCAAUCGGGUAAUAAUCAUCUCAAUCAUUUAGUCGGUUCUAUUUUCAACGUUCUUACGUUGAGUUUAUUAUAUUUAUCAAAUUGUUCUAUUCAGAUCGUAGUUGUACGAUUAUCGAGUUUUCGAAGAUAUUGGAUAAGAAAUUUUUAUCGAAUGAUAUAAAAGAUCGAAGAAGUUUAGGGAAGGCCGAUUUUUCUUGUUUAUAUUUUUUCUUUUUUUUUUCAAUCGAUACGUUCGAAAUAAUUGAACAAAAUGUGUGAUGCACCAUUAUCUAUAAUUUUUUUUGAUAGAGUUUUGUUAUAAAUGUGCAUCUUUUGUAAAUAAUUUAAUGAGAGAAUAUCGUGUACAUUAUAUUGAAUUAUUAUCGUGCUGGAUCAUGAUUUGAGAAAAUCUAGCAUUUUUGAUUAUUGUGUUUUUCUUACGAAAAAUACUAUAAUCACGCAGUUAUUAUACAUAUUUAUUGGAUAAUAUAUAUUUUCCCACACUAACUUAGAACGAGCGUACGAUGUUCUUCAUAAAAGUCAAAUUAAAAUCACCGUUUUUACAUGUCGAUUUCUCUAUUUAUGUACUAGUUAUAUAGAAUGAUCGUACAAAUAUAUUUAAAAACAGAAGGAAAAAAUAUAUAUAUAUAUCUAUACAUAUAUAAAAAAAAAGAAACAUUAGAAUAUUUACGUAUAAUGUGUUAUUCGUUGAUACAUCUUUCAAAUGAAAUGUUGUUCUUUUCUUUUUUUUUUUAAUCUUUGUCGUUAGAGAGAAAGAGAAAGAAAUAUUUUCAAUUAAUUU